Molecule: messenger RNA, 7079 nt
Organism: Drosophila eugracilis
Lineage: Eukaryota; Metazoa; Arthropoda; Insecta; Diptera; Drosophilidae
Gene: pico
Product: ras-associated and pleckstrin homology domains-containing protein 1
Exons: 4
Coding region: 294-3803 (1169 amino acids)
Biological process (GO): signal transduction
Source: RefSeq, a predicted model, not a curated record
AAAAAAAAAAAAACGAGACACAAACAGAAACAGAAAUAGCGGUUAACUCUGCUCCCUUACUGCGAAUCGUUGAAAUUCAAGACGGAUCGCUAUCGCAUUUCUUCAAUUAUGUCUGUUUCGCUUUUCAUUCCGCUGCAAUAAGCGAUCGCAGCAACACAAAAAGGGAGAGAGCGAAAGAGAAAGGAGAAGGAGCGAGCGAGCGAGAGACAGAGAGAGAGUGAGUGCGCUCUCAAUUGACGACUCCCACUCCCACACACACUCCACCUCAGUCCCCCCUCUUACCCAUAAUUACUAUGGAUUGUGGUGGUAUUGCGGCACAUCAACAACAACAACUACAACAGCAACAACUGCACUUACUCCAGCAACAGCUACAACAACAACAACAUCAGCAGCAGCACCAACAACAACAACAACACAACCUCGAGGAAGCAGCAACAAUAACAAAUAUCAACCUUAGAGGCAUCUUGGUGGGCAGUGCUGCCAGUGGCGGUGGUGAAGAAGUAGCAGCGGCUGUUGGUUCAACGUUAACGACGACGGCGACAACGAACGCCGCUGGCUUCGUGGCUGGUGGGGAUUGCCCUGUGAUUGGCGCCGCCGGUGCUGGUGCUGGCGCUGGCGUCAAAUUGCGCAGGCACAGCGAUCGUCCCCUGACGCCGGAGGCCAAGCAGCUAUCUCAUACAUACCGCAUAUCCAUGGCUAAUUUGGAGGAUUCACAGGAAUCGGAGCUGGAUCAGAUCCUAGGCGAACUGAGUCUCCUGGAGGCACAAAUCACCUAUGGCGAUGCGUCCAUGCUGCCCGCUGUUAUGGGUGCUGGACUUGCUGGAAUGCAAUUCCCACCACCACCACCACCACCACAUGGACUAACCCAAUUGCCAAUUGGCAAUGCACCAUCAUUGGUUUCCAUGUCGGCUGCCUCGUCGCGCACCCAUUCGCGUACCAAUAGCAGCAUCUCAGCGGAUGUGAGCAGUUGCUCGUCGUCGGGGAUCUCGGAGAAUGGACAUGGUCUGGGACUUGGUCUUGGUCUUGGUGGUCCUGUGCCGGCUGGAAUGAUAGUACAUCCACAGCCGCCAGUUGGCAUGACCAUGGGCAUAACGCUGGGCGUUGUUACGCCCCGAGAGCCGCGCACAGAGUCGCCCGACAAUGACUCCGCCUUUAGCGAUACGGUAUCGCUGCUGUCCAGCGAGUCGUCGGCCUCCUCGAACACAUCCCUGCAGCAACAGCAGCAACAGCAACAGCAUCAACACCAGCAUCCACAUCAGCAGCAACAUCAGCAGCAGAAACAACAGCUGGUCAGCUCUGGUCAGCAUGGUGGACAUGGUAGUGGUCAGCACGGUGGUCAACAGAGUGGUGCUAAUAACAUCUCGAAGGCAGCCAAAAUCCAACUGGCAUUGCAUAAGCUGGAAAGCGCCUCAAUACGGCGACUCUUUGUCAAGGCUUUUACCUCAGAUGGAGCCUCCAAGUCACUGUUAGUGGAUGAGCGUAUGGUCUGUGGGCAUGUUACACGCCUGCUGGCCGACAAGAAUCACGUGCUGAUGCAAUCCAAUUGGGCGCUGGUCGAGCAUCUCGGCGAUCUGCAGAUGGAACGCCUUUUUGAAGACCAUGAACUGCUGGUGGAUAACCUAAUGACGUGGAACUCGGAUGCCGGCAAUCGUGUGCUCUUCCAGCAGCGACCCGACAAGGUGGCCUUGUUCUCGCGCCCUGAACUAUAUCUGCCCGGACCACAGAUGGCGCCCGGAUGUCAGCAUGAUGAGCAGACGCGGCAGAUGUUACUCGAUGAGUUCUUCGAUUCGCACGCCCAGCUACAGCUAGACGGGCCGCUCUACAUGAAGGCGGACCCGAAGAAGGGCUGGAAGCGUUACCAUUUCGUGCUGCGCUCCUCGGGCCUCUACUAUUUUCCCAAGGAGAAGACCAAGAACACGCGCGACCUGGCUUGCCUGAAUCUGUUCCAUGGCCAUAAUGUCUAUACUGGACUGGGAUGGCGCAAGAAAUGGAAGUCACCGACUGACUAUACUUUUGGAUUCAAGGCGGUUGCGGAUUCCUCACUGGGCAAGUCAUGCCGCUCGCUCAAGAUGCUCUGCGCCGAAGAUCUGCCUACAUUGGAUCGCUGGCUAACGGCCAUACGUGUCUGCAAGUAUGGGAAGCAGCUGUGGGAUAGUCAUAAAUCACUGUUAGAGGAUCUCUGCCUGAACCGUGACGAUUCCGUAUCGCAAUCGAGCUUUGCUGCCUCAAUGCGCAGCGAGUCCAUCUCGAGUAUCUCGUCGGCAGUUCCCUCACAAUGUGGCAGCGUUUCAUCGGCCAUCAGCAGCAUGUCCAACUCGACUAGUGGACGCACAUCGCGUGCCUCCAGCAGCAGCUCCAGCGGCUGUCUUUCGGAUGACAACAACGGUUUCGACUCAGAGUUCACCACGGGCACCAUCAAGCGUAAGCCUUCGAUGAAGCCCAAUCUACCGCUGACCACGAUGACGCGACAGCUAAAGGAGGUGGGCGAGAUCACUAUUUGCGAAAGUGCCGGUGGCGAUGCCAGUUCUCCGGAGCGCAGUGGUACCCUAACGCGCCGUCACAGUCGCCGCAAGUCGCAGGAAAGCAACGGAAGCGGCACACUCAAACGACGUCCAAUUCCUGUACCGGUGGCCACAGUUGUUAAACAGGUAGAGCCAGUAGGCAGUGCCUCGUCCACCUCGUCCAGCAGCAACUCAACGCCCACGCCCACGCCAAGCAUCUGCGCCAAACCGCCACCGGGUGAUGCCGCCUCGCUGAUGUGCUCGUCGACGCUGUCUUUGGAUUCUCUGCCACCGCCACCGCCGCCACCCGCAUUAGAUGGUUCGGAAGAUCAGGAUGUGUACGGAUCGCAGCUGUCGCUGGCCUCACUGCCACCACCGCCUCCACCCGAGGAUGUGCUGGCAAUGACUUAUGAAGGACCACCCAGUCCAUCUACUCCCACACCAAUGAGCACGCCCAUGAUGAUGCCCAAUAGCAAUGGAUCUUUGCCUCCGGCGGUGCCGGCUAAACCCAUGAAACCAGCAGUGAAGCAGUCGUCGGCGGGUGGUCUUAAGGCUGCGCCUCCAUACAAGGCGCCGCCGGAUUAUGUUGGUCCAGCCUUGCUGGCCGGACCUCCGUUGCCGCCGCCGCCACCCGCCCAGAAAAAGGUCUCGUUUGCAGACUCACCGGUGCUGCUGCGUCGCAAGAUGUGUUCGCCAGAGCCAGCGCUGCCCCAGCGAUCGCCCAGCACUACGCUUAGCUGUCAUUCUAACAGCAGCACGGGAUCAGCCUACCAGACCUAUGCUCCAGGACCGAUGUUGCCGCCACGUUCGGAUUUGGCACGCCUGUCAAGCCAAAGCAAUGGCAGCAGCAGCGAGGUGACCUCGCCAAAGCGCCUGCAGGAGUCCGCCUCGAAUCCGCCUCGUGAUUUCCUUAAGGAUCUGCAGCGGGUGAUGCGUAAGAAGUGGCAGGUGGCGCAGAAAUGCAAGGCAGAGCCGGCCACAACGCCGCACGAAGUUCUCGGUUUCCGGGACUUUAGCAACGAGGAUUUGCUGGCCGCUCACAAUCUCAACUCGGGUGCAAAUUCCUCGCACUACUACCGGGAGACAGCCAAUGUUAGUCAUUGGGUGAGGGAGCACUAUGAGUAUGCACACAAUGCGCUGUACGAGAAUGUGCAUGCCCAGGGAAGGGCCAGUGGUACUACUGGAGAUGCUGGUACACCUCCUUUACCGCCUCCGCCUGGCAAUUCCAUGGCAGCCAAGAAGCGUCCACCGCCGCCGCCACCGAAAAGGAGCGACAAGACGCAUCUGACUAACAGGGUGUAGAAACAAGCUAGAGCGGUUCUAGAGUAAGUGAAGUGGUGACUGAUUCACUCCCUCGGGAUCCUCGUUCUCCGAAAGAAAGGCGCACUUUUACUGAUCUGAAAGAAAGCUUAAGCUAGAAAAAAAGAAUCUUACAAAUUCCUAAUUAAGUCUAGGCGACAAACUGAGCGAGAUGGAGAAACCAACUAAUUAAAGCAUACAUAUAUAUGUAUGAAUAUAUAUAUAUAUAUAUAUAUUUUCUAAGAAUAUGCUAUAUGGCCACGCCCACUUCUCUUACAAAAGUAUUACACAUAACAGAGAAUCAAACUGUAGAGCUGCUAACUUCUCAGUUAAGAGAACUCAAACCGCAUUAAAAGUGUCAACAAAAUUGUGGCUAAAAAUGAUUAUAAAUUUAGUUUAUUUGUUUCUAAAUAUUUACAUAUUUUUUAUAUAAGUUUUAAGUAUAAAGUUGUUUUUUUUUUAAAGAAAAAUAUAUUCAAAAAUCAAAAGUAGUGCAAAAAUUUCCCUUUUUUUAACUACAAAAUUAGCUUAGCAAGUUUUGCCAGACCUUCAAGUAACAGUUUUUUGUUUUGUUGACAUUUUUGAUAUGGUUUGAUGUUAUUUCGUCUAUAUUUUGAUUCAAAAAAAAGCAAAAACAAAAAGAGAAAAGAAUUUGCAUUAGUAAAAAUAUUUAAGCUAAAUUUUAGUUUGUAAAAAGCGAAAACGAAAUGCAUUUUAAAAAACGAUAGUGCAUUAUUUAUAUAAAGAAAAGAAAAGGCAAGGAAACUAAAGUAGCUAUAGGCAAGUGUAAAGUGUUUUUUAUAUAUUAUACAUGGCACUUUUUAAAUUGUUUAAUUGCUCUUAGUAAUGAUUUUACGCAUACGUUUCUUUUUUUUUUUUUUUUGCGAUAUUCUUUGUAACGGGUAGAGAGUGAACGCGUUUUGUAAGCGCAUGAAAUGCGCUGCGCUAGCAAAGGAAAUGCCUUAUAAAGCAUAUAUAAACCUAAAUCAAGUAUAUAUAUAUAUAUACACCUAAUAUAUAUAUAUAUCUAUAUUAAUAUAUACUUCAAAUUUGUGUUGAUCUAUCUAUCUAUCCAAAUUGUUUUGAUCUUGAUUUAAACAAUUGUAAUUGUACUUUGAUUGUUCAUUUAAAAAAAAAGAAGACAUAACCAAAUGCUUAGUUUUCAAAAGAUUUGUCAAGUUCCUCAAUAGUCUUAAAUUCAACUUUCUCUUUGUACUUAUAAACAGAUUAAAAACAAUACAAAGAAAAGAAAAUAAACAUAACAGACAGAUCAGCGCCAUAAAAUGCAAAUCAAACUAUUUUGUAGUGAAGGCAAUAAGAGACAGAGAGAGAGAGAAUGGAAUUAGUUCUGUACACAAAUCAAAUAUCUAAUUCAUAUAGUAAUUGUAAUUGUAACUGUAAUAAUAUAUAAUAUAUAUAUCAAAUCAUUUUUAUUUGCUAAAUUUCAUUUGGUUUUAUGAUUUUUGGAAGCGUUCCUAUAGAUUCAAAUUUGAUAUGGAAAAAAUGUUAUAUUUUCAGAGUAGCUUAACUUUCUUUCUUUUUUUUGGUUAGGGAAAACUUACUAACCCUAUUGAUUCUAUAUAUAAUCGAUAACAAGUAUUGAUCACUUUUGUAAUUUUGUUUUUUGUAACUUGUUUGCCAUUUGUUUUGUAUGUAUGUUUGUGUACAGCCAGAGACAGCCAUAUAUCUAUUAAAAACAUAAAACCUGUAAAUCUCUAGCACGGUAUGCUUAUAAUAAUAUCAAAAACUAAGUAUCAGAGAACUCAAUCAAUCAAUCUUUUUGAUCUUAUGCUACCGUUAGCUUUGCCUAUAUAUAUAUAUAAUUCUAUAUGAGGUUUUGUUAUGUUUUAAAUCGAAUAAUGCUCGAAAUCAAUCGACUAAAACUUCGCCUUCUCUAACCAGCCAUCCUAGAAGUGUUCAGAUUCCCAGACUCUCCGUAUUAUCAUUGCUAUUGCUCCCAAUCCAUGUCCAGACAUCCCUUAUAUAUAUAUGUGUGUAUAUCUUUUGUUUUUUUUUUGUUUUUUUAAUAACUAAAAUCACAAGCAUUGGGUUUAUUAUGGUAAAUUUCGCAUUUUACUUUCCUACGUAUACAAAACUAAAGGGUAUUAUGCAUAUAGAUCUAGAUAUAAACAUACUUAAAUAAAGGAAAUGCCAAUUUUUUAAAGCUUGAAUUUAUAUAUAUGAAAAUAUUUUUUAGAAACUAUAUGCUAUAUAUAUCUAUAUAUAUAUAUAUAUGGUAGGAACACAAGGAUGUGCCAUAGGCGCCGUCGUCGUGUCAAAAGAAAAACAAAAACAAAAACCUGCAACAUUUUUUGCUAAAUGAAUGUAAUAAAAUCUAAAUGAAAACCUAGUCAUUAAGUCCAAGAUAAAAAUGAGAAAAAACCUAAAUUAAAAGCUAAAUAAAUUUAUAUUUUAAUGACAUUACAAACAUGCAAAAAAAAAGAAAGUGAAAUCUAGAAACUUACUCUCGAUGCUUUAAAAAACAAAACGAAAACAAAACAAAAAAAAAAUGAUAUACAUUUUAAAGAUAAUUUCGUUUGCCAUCUUACAUAUAUUAUAAUUUAUAAAACAUAUUGAUUUUUGUUUCCGUUUCCGUUUGCUUAAAUAUUUUUUAAUUUCAAUGUAUAAAACGAUUAAGUAAUAAAUCAAGGUUCAACUCUAGAAGAACAAGAAAUCAAACACAGAAAACACAGAAUCCUAAUUAUAUUAACUAAGGAAAAACACUCAUAUUACAGCCCAAGCUAAAAACUAAAUGAAAAGACUACAAACGGUGGAGAAUACAAAACAAAAAUAAAGUAAGUUUAUUAUAUAUAAUUAUAUCGCCGAAACAUCAUUCAGCAGACAUCAUUCAUCACUCUAUGCAUUAACUACAAAUUUACAAAAUACAAAAAAAAAAAAUACAGCAAUGGAAAAACUAAACAACAACAACAACAACAACAACAUCUAACUAAAUAAAUCAAAGAAAAAUUCAAUUUAAAAAUAAAUAAAAAAAUAAAAUAACAGAAAUUCUUUGCAGGGCUAUUAUAUAGUGAACAAUGUUGCCAUUUGAUACCAUUUUUUCCACAAAAUAAAAACACACACACAUUUGAUAUAAAUAUAUAUAUAUAUUACUAUAUAUACCUUAUAUUCCGAAUCAAAUGGAAUUUUUUUGUAAUUUUGAUAGAAACAUUCAAAACAUAUUUAAAGCAAAAAAGAGCUAACAAAAACUGUGCGAAUGAAACGUGUUACGAAAACUAUGAAAAAUAAAUGCGAGAAAUGCCUAAGAAAAUUUGAAAUAAA